Messenger RNA from Closterium sp. NIES-65, 6036 nucleotides. Lineage: Eukaryota; Viridiplantae; Streptophyta; Zygnematophyceae; Desmidiales; Closteriaceae. The record is from the annotation of a GenBank genome assembly.
AUGCUGCUGGGGUGCUGUGCUGUUGAGUCCACUAGGAUCUUGCUGGAGUGGGGCGUUGAGUCCCCUGGGGGAGGAACCGCUGGAUGGGACUGUAGAAACGCCACGUGGCUCUCAUGCACAACGGAUGGCUUCGUUACAAGCAUCUGGUCUCUUCCAGACGCCUUCGGCGCCCUCUCUACCCUCUCCUCCUCACCCUCCUCUUCUAUCCACCCCAGGGCCAUCACUGACACGCCCAUCAGCAGGAGUAUCAUUGACACGCCCAUCACCGGGUCUCUUCCAGACGCCUUCAGUGCCCUCUCCUCCCUCACAGCACUCACUUACUUCCCCCCCCUUGCCCUGCUGCCCUCCUAUCCCUCCCUUCCAUCCCCCCUCUCAUCCCUCCCUCCCAUCCCUCCCUCCCGCCCCUCCCUUCCCUCCUGUCACCCCACUUUUUCGUACUCCCCCCUUGCCCUGCUGCCCUCCCAUCCCUCCCUCCCAUACCUCCCUCCCAUCCCUCCCUCCCACCCCUCCUUCCCCUCCCCAGCACCAUCCGCAACACCACCCUGGUGGGUCCUCUCCCUUGUGCACUGCAGUCUCUCUCACUUCCCUCUGUGGCCCGCUCCCCUCCUUUUUUCCCCUCGCCCUUCCCAUCUCUCUCUCCCCUCCUCUACCUCCCUUCCUCUUGCCCUACCCAUCUCUCCCUCCCCUCCUCUACCUCCCUUCCUCUUUCCCUUACCAUCUCUCCCUGCCCUCCCCAGCACCAUCCGCAACACCACCCUGGCGGGUCCUCUCCCUUCUGCACUGCAGUCUCUCUCAGCGCUGCAAUACCUGUCAGUCCACUUCUCCUCCUUAUCUUUGGCGCGACUCAAAAGUCGUUCCAUAUUUCCCCCCCUUGCAUUGUUCUCUCCUCUUUCUUCUGCACUCCACUAUCUCUCGGCGCUGCAAUACCUUCGCUCUCAGCACUGCAAUACCUGUCAGUCCACUUCUCCUUCUCAUCUUUGGCGCGAUGCAAAACAGUCAACCCCCCCCUCUUGCAUGUGCUCUGCUCCCUCUACCGCACUGCACUUUCUCUCAGCACUGCAAUAUCUCUCCAUACCCUAUAACAAGUUCUCCGGUACCAUUCCUGAGUACCUUGGCUCGCUAUCCGCCCUUUCUUUUCUGGACGUGUUUUCUAAUGCCUUUGAAGGUCCCAUCCCCGACACGCUCACUCUACUCACCAACCUCGUGCUGCUCAAGAUAGGCAACUGGCAUCUCAACGGGUCUAUUCCUGGUGAUAUAGGCAACCUGAAGGCGCUCACUUUCCUAAGCGGGGAGGGGUGGGGAGGGAUGAAGAGGGGUGGAGUGGGAUGGAUGGGCAAGAUAGGCAACUGGCACCUCAACGGGUCUAUUCCUGGUGAUAUAGGCAACCUGAAGGCGCUCACUUUCCUUGAGCUGCAAGGGGUGGACUUAUACGGACCCUUUCCAGAGUCCACUGCCCAUCACCCAACCACCCGCCCAGCCCUCUCUCCUUUUUCCCCCCAGAGUCUACUUUUUACCUACCUGCUCACCUCACCCCCCCGUUCCCACCCCUCUCUCCUUUUUCCCCCCAUUGAUCCCAGGGAGCUGGAAGGGGCGGAUAUGGAUGGGCCCUUCCCAGAGGAGCUGCAAGGGGCGGAUAUGGAUGGGCCCUUCCCAGAGUCCGUCACCCAACUCACCAACCUGGAACUCUUCCAUUUGGGUCUAACAGGCCUGCAUGGCUCGCUGCCGGAAGGAAUCGGCGACCUGACCAAGCUGAGCAACUUGAACCGUCUGUCAGGCCGCAUCCCAUCCACUCUCGGUCGAUUGACUGCCCUCGUACGACUUGAGCUUGAUGACAACAGCUUCAACAGCACCAUACCAGCAGCUCUUGGCAAUCUCGCCCUCGUCACCAAAUUGGACUUUUCAAAGAAUCCGCUCAACGGCUCCCUCCCUCCUGCCUUUGGCGCAUUGAGCAGCCUUGCAAACAUGUCUCUCUAUGGCACAUGGCUCGAGUGUCCCACCAACCAACCAUGCGGGGUGGAGCAGACACCCCACUCGGCCUUCUGUCAGCUCUGCUCGGGCUUCUGCAAAGAGUGCAGCUCCUAUGUGGGCACUCUCCCUGAUGGCAGUGCCACCUGUGUCCCCAAGACCAUCUCCCCUUCCCCACCCUCCUCCCCCUCCCCUCCUCCUACCUCUCCUUCCCCUCCCUCCUCUCCAUCCCCCUCCCCUCCAACCUCCCCCUCUCCUUCCCCACCCACGAAAGCCCCCCCUUCUGCCUCUCCACCCUCUCCUCCCUCCUCCUCCCCCUCCUCCUCCUCUGACUCCUCUUCUCUCUCGCUCGGAGUGAUUGUGGGUGUAGCGAUCGGAGCAGGGGCGCUUGUCAUUGCUUGUCUCGCCCUGAUUUGCAUCCUCGUCAAAGGCAGACCCACUACAGGGCCCAGCUCAGCCGUCCCAGGCCUUAUCCGGCGCUACAGCUUGAGUGAGGUGCUACAGGCGACAGACAGCUGGUCCCGAAACUAUUUCGGCGCUGCAGCCUGGCAGAGCCUGAGUGAGGUGCUACAGGCGACGGACAGCUGGGCGAGCUACAACCACCUCGUUCAAGUGAACCCAUCCCUUCACCUUCCCCUGUCACAUCCCUCUUUCUCAGUCCCAGGCCUGUUCCGGCGCUACAGCCUGCCAGAGGUGCUUCAGGCGACCAACAACUGGGCGAGCUACAACCACCUGGGCAGCGGAGGCUACGGGGACGUGUACAAGGGUGUGCCGCCCAGUGCGAGAGUGGGCGGCGGAGGGGGCGGAGUGGGCGGAAUGGGGGGAGUGGGGGGAGAUAGUGGUGAAGCAGGCAUGACAGGGGCGAGUGUGAACGUGAGAGGGAGUGGGAGGGGAAGUGGGAGGGGAAGUGUGUGGGGGAGUAAGAGAGGAGGGGGUGGAGAGGGGGAGGUGGGGAUUACAGUGGACGCGGGAGAGCCUCAGGUGUGGGCGGUGAAGCGAGCCAAGAUACGCACCAACGACUUUCACAAGGAGGUAGAGCUGAUGGCGAGCAAGCAUCACCCGCACCUGGUGUGGCUUCUAGGGUACUGCGUCACAACGGACGCCAAGACACACGAGCAGGAGCAGGCCACGUGUAGAGCUGAUGGCAAGCAAGCAUCACCCCCAUCUCGUCCGCUUGCUGGGGUAGAGCUGAUGGCGAGCAAGCAUCAUCCCCAUCUCGUCCGUCUGCUGGGGUACUGCGUAGAGCUGAUGGCGAGCAAGCAUCAUCCCCAUCUCGUCCGUCUGCUGGGGUACUGCGUUACAACGGACGCCAAGACGCACGAGCAGGAGCAGAUCAUCAUCUAUGAGUUCAUGGAGAAUGGCGAUUUGGAGCGUGUGUUGAAGAAAGUGGUCUGUGAGUACAUAGGAGCACACGAGCAGGAGGAGAUCAUCAACUACCUCGCCUCACGGCCUGUGAGCCUGCAGCAGAGGCUCGAGAUGAUGAUUGGAGCAGCAAGGGGCCUGGAGUACCUACACAGCUUCUCCAUGGUGCAUCGGGACGUGAAACCAGCCAACAUUCUGUUAGACGGCAACUGGCAGGUAUGUGCCAAGGUUGCUGACUUCGGGCUGACCAAGAUGGGAGAGGGCAACGCGUACAACCCUCAGGACUCCACUCGAGUGCUCGGCACGCCAGGCUAUGUUGACCCUGUGUAUGGCCGCACACGCAAGGCCACCCCUGCUAAUGACGUAUUCAGUUUCGGCAUCGUGAUGCUCGAGCUUCUGACGGGACGAAGGGCCAUUGUGUCAGUGUCUAAAGAUGACGACCCGAUCAACAUCAGCAAAUGGGCUGCCCCACUAGUGGAACGUGGCGAGGUAGCUGCAUUCAAGGACCCUCAUCUAGAUGCUCCCGAUGACGUCAUUCUUCGACUCGCACGGCUCGCCAUGACAUGCACGGCCACUCCGGCCAUGUCCCGGCCCCGGAUGGUCAAGAUAGUGGCGGAUCUUGAAGGGAUUAAGGAGGAGCUGUUCAAGUAUGGCACGAUGAUGUUCGAAGAGGAGCCUGCAGUGCCGAAUCAGUCGUUGACUCAAGCCAUUUCGCAAGUUGAGUGUACGGAAGUUCCUACUCGCUCUCUCUCCCCGUUUUCUCUCGCCUCCUGCGACAGCAACGCUCGAGCUUCGCUCCGUCGGGAGCCUGCCGCGAACUUGACGAUAACCGUCAAUCCGGUCCAGACAACCGUCAAGAUGUGCGGAAUUCUCGCGGUUCUUGGAGCUGCUGAUGCUUCGGCUCGCACCCGAGCAAAGGUCCUCGAGUGCACCGCUAGGCUGCGCCACCGUGGACCCGAUUGGAGCGGCGUGCACACGUUUGGCAAUAACUUCCUCGCGCACGAACGGCUAGCCGUCAUCGACCCGGCGUCCGGGCACCAGCCGUUACGCAACGAGGACGGCAGCAUCGUGGUGGCCGUCAACGGCGAGAUCUACAACUACCAGCAGCUGCGGGAUGAGCUAAAGGACCGCCACACGUUCAACACCGGCAGCGACUGCGAAGUCAUCGCGCAUCUCUAUGAAGACGCGGGAGAGCAAGCCGUGCAGAAGCUGGACGGAAUCUUCGCGUUCGUGCUGCUCAACACAAAGGACGGCUCGUACAUCGCGGCGCGCGACCCCAUCGGCGUGUGUCCACUCUACAUCGGCUGGGGUCGCGACGGCUCUAUGUGGUUCGCGUCAGAAAUGAAGGCUCUUAAAGACGACUGCGAGCGCUUCGAGACGUUCCCGCCCGGCCAUAUUUACUCCAGCAACGACCACACCCUCCGUCGCUGGUACAAUCCCGCGUGGUACGACGAGCACAUCCCCUCCGCGCCGUACGACCCGCUCGCGCUGCGCGCCGCGUUCGAGAAGGCCGUCGUGAAGCGGCUGAUGACGGACGUGCCGUUCGGCGUGCUUCUAUCGGGGGGCCUCGACUCCUCGCUCGUCGCCGCCGUCGCGCAACGCCAUUUGGCGUCUACGGAAGCAGGGAAGCAGUGGGGCCCUCAGCUUCACUCCUACUGCAUCGGUCUAGAGAAUGCCCCUGACCUGCGGGCAGCGAAAGAAGUCGCGGAUUACAUCGGAACAAACCAUCACGAACUACACUUCACUGUACAAGAGGGCAUAGACGCGAUUUCCGAAGUGAUUUACCACACGGAAACCUACGACGUCACAACAAUCCGCGCCAGCACGCCCAUGUUUCUGCUGAGCCGCAAGAUCAAGGCGCUGGGGGUGAAGAUGGUGCUAUCUGGGGAAGGUAGCGACGAGGUGUUUGGGGGUUACCUGUACUUUCACAAGGCGCCCAGCAAGGAGGAAUUUCACGUGGAGACGUGUCAUAAGCUCAAGGCACUUCACAUGUACGAUUGCCUGAGGGCCAACAAGGCCACGUCAGCAUGGGGGCUGGAGGCGCGCGUUCCCUUCCUGGAUAAGGAGUUCCUUGACGUGGCAAUGAGCAUUGAUCCUCAGUAUAAGAUGAUUCGCAAAGAGGACGGCCGCAUUGAGAAGUGGGUCAUCCGACGAGCCUUCGACGACGAGGAGAAGCCGUACCUUCCCAAGCAUAUCCUGUACCGCCAGAAGGAGCAGUUCAGCGAUGGCGUGGGGUACAGCUGGAUCGAUGGUCUCAAGGCGCAUGCAGAGAGGAUGGUAUCGGAUCAAAUGAUGGCCAACGCUCCCAACCUAUUCACUCACAACACGCCCAAGACGAAAGAAGCGCUGUUCUACCGCCUCAUCUUUGAGAAGCACUUCCCCCAGCUGUCUGCUCGUCUCACUGUGCCUGGGGGCCCCAGUGUUGCCUGUAGCACAGCGGCGGCUGUAGCAUGGGAUGCUGCCUGGCUGGGAAACCUGGACCCCUCUGGCCGUGCUGCUCUGGGCGUGCAUGCUGCUGCUUAUAACGAGGAUGCAGGUGGUAACCAGAAGGCUGGUAACCGUGUGACAACGUGUGUGGAGCAGGCUGGAGUGGUGGUGGGGGGUGGGAGCGGUGGGAAGAGGAGUCAGGGGGAGGAGGGGGGGCAACCAGAGUCGCCUCCUAAGAAGAAAAAGACGGACCUUGUGAUGCCGUAUCUGGCUGUAGCAUAA